GACCCGCUAUAUGUAUACCAGCGUUUGAAAACAGUUAAAACUAUACUUUCCAGUAAAGCGCAGCAGAUACCACUUCCAACCUCGGCCAUUUCCGAGUGUAGCGACGUUUCGGACAUCGUUGAAGAAGAAAUGCCCGCACCGCCCAGUCCCGAAACUGGUCUCGAGUCCGUCAAUGGUGUCCAACCGGAACUGCAGCGAACCGAAAAGGAAUCGGAAAUAAGAAAAAUGUACCUCGUUGCGGAAUACUUGGGGAACGAACGUGAACUAGCGGAAAUUUUGGGACCCCUGCCGUACAGUAAAACGCUGUUCAGGAAUAAGCAUUUCAUCCUAACCUGUACAAUUGCACCGAGGUCAUCUGAUAAUUCUACGGAUAAGAACGACCUGCAGAGCAAGUAUCGCCGAUUCAGUGCAGUGCCCUUCGUAAAAGAUCACCUUCGGCAGCAGAUAGAGGCCGGGGGCGGAAAGGUUUACCAUCACUUUGAGGACAUUCCAAAGACCAAGUACAAACAGUGCAAGCUGAUUGCGCCCCAUCCAUCGGCCACGGCCAAGUACGUGCAGUGUUUAGCGGUGGACAUUCCGGCCGUCUCGCACGAAUGGAUAAUACAGUGUUGCCAAACGCUCACGUGCGUCGAUUACAAACCGUACGCGCUUCCGUCUGGGUGGUCUAUCAUCGAGGAGCGCUACAUCCGCUGGAAUUGUGGCCGAGGGGCUGAUCAGCGGUCCACGGUGAACCCCUUCGUUGGCCACUGCGUGAACAUUGCCAGCAUGGACAAGGACUUCAUAGAGUUUUGGAGCCGGGUAUGUAAACUGGCCGGAGGAACCGUUCGGUUGAUAAAAUCCGAAUCGGACCUGACGGAGAACCUGUCCGGGUACAUGCUGACGGAUCAGGAAUUCCCCGAGGACGUCAAACUGUGGGCUACCCGUUACGGGCUGUUGAUCGUUUCGACGGUGUGGGUGGUGCAGAGCUUAAUUCUGGGCCGUAUCUGCCAACCGGACAGUCACGAAAAGUUGACACAAAUCUACCAGGAUGACGAUUACUAGUGAAUAAUGUUCUUUUAUAGUGCAAUUAGUUUCCUUUUUUAAAUUUUAGUCGUUUAUAUUUUAAUUUCUUUUUAUCAAGCAUUUGAUGCUUUUGUGCAAGACCAACCUCAGUACUGUCACACGUCGUAUUUUGAACCAAUAGCCUUACUAAAGUAAUUGUUUCUGUUAUGUAACUAGAAGUAAUAUUGUCUGUUAAAUAUGUUAAAGCAUAGCCCAAAACUAGACCUAUACCAAGCAAUCAAAUCAAACUGUUAGGACAGCAAUUAUAAUGACACCCAAGUAUUCUUCGUA
Aedes albopictus (Asian tiger mosquito) is the source of this 1332-nucleotide messenger RNA. RefSeq names its product TP53-binding protein 1-like. Bases 130 to 1041 code for a protein of 303 amino acids. The transcript is spliced from 4 exons. Gene Ontology annotation, molecular function: histone binding. The record is from RefSeq and is a predicted model, not a curated record. Gene Ontology annotation, cellular component: nucleus. Gene Ontology annotation, biological process: positive regulation of transcription by RNA polymerase II; DNA damage checkpoint signaling. Lineage: Eukaryota; Metazoa; Arthropoda; Insecta; Diptera; Culicidae.